AUGCGUCUUACGCGUGUAUUGUAUCAAAUGACUCGUACAGUGAAUAUUGGACAACAAAAAGUACAGCUAACUGGGGCCACACCUGAUAUCGUCGACAAAGUGGUGGCAUUCCAACCAUUCCAGGACUGGGUGAAGCGAUUGGAUAAGGAGCAACGCGAUCGUAACGAUGAAAUGGAUAUCACGUCAAUCGAGAUUCAGAGCACCGAUGUCUUUUCUUCGGACAAGCUUGGUUUCGUAAAGUUCAAGGCCAACGUCAAGUUUAGGGAUACUGGAAAGAGUGCGCCUGGUAUUACUUUUAUGCGAGGUGGAUCAGUGUCGGUGUUGACUAUCCUACGAUGUGAUGAUGAAAGCGACAAAGAGGAUCAAAUCCUGUUAACGCUACAGCCGCGAAUUCCCGUAGCAAGUUUGGCGUUUCCCGAAAUUCCUGCAGGAAUGUUGGAUGGCUCUGGCAACUUUUCGGGCACUGCUGCUCGUGAGAUUUAUGAAGAAACAGGUUUAUCCAUCGAAGAACAUGAAUUGAUAGACCUAACAGAGGAGGCGUAUGGAAGUCAAUGGCAAGGCGUAUAUCCGUCAGCUGGUGGAUGUGAUGAAUUCCUUCGAUUGUUCCUUUGUAUCAAACAUAUGAGCCACGCUGAUAUCCAAAAAUUGGAAGGAAAGCUGACAGGAUUGCGAGAUAGAGGCGAAAACAUCACUCUCAAACUGGUACCAUUGAAGGAUGCAUGGCGAAUGGCACCUGAUGCCAAGCUGUUAUCGAGUUUAGCUUUGUAUAAUGCACUUAAGGAACAAAAUGAUAUGAUGGAUUAA
Messenger RNA from Lichtheimia ornata, 804 nucleotides. RefSeq lists its product as uncharacterized. Gene Ontology annotation, biological process: ribose phosphate metabolic process; nucleoside phosphate metabolic process. NCBI's taxonomy places the organism in Eukaryota, Fungi, Mucoromycota, Mucoromycetes, Mucorales, Lichtheimiaceae. The transcript is spliced from 4 exons. The record is from RefSeq and is a predicted model, not a curated record. The coding region runs from base 1 to 804 and encodes 267 amino acids. Gene Ontology annotation, molecular function: ADP-glucose pyrophosphatase activity; ADP-ribose pyrophosphatase activity.